AUGAGCAGCAACGAAGGCGGACCGUUCCGAAAGCGUGAAUCGCGCUCGGGCACUCGUAAAGUCUCUUCUCUCUCCGCCGAACAGUUGGAGCGAAAGCGUGCCAACGAUCGAGAAGCCCAACGGUCUAUCCGCCAGCGAACCAAGGAGCAUAUCGAGCAACUCGAGAAGCAGGUGGCCAUGCUGCAGACCCAGGUGAAGGAGAUGCGGCCUCGGAGCGAAUUAGAUGACGUGCUCCGACAGAACGCUGUGCUCCAAGAGGAAAUCCGACGGUUGAAACACCAACUGGCCGGCUAUACAGGCCAACAGGGCUUCACAGGUAGUAGUGAGCAGACGGGACCUUUUCGAGGUGGAUGGGAUUCGGGCGAAGGGCCCAGUAACGCAGCUUCCGCCACCCCUACGACGAACACGAUGCUCGCAUCACACUUUUCGGCGUCUCAUCCUUCGGCCAGCGUCCCUCGAGCACCGUCGGCAGUGUCAGCGUCAGGUCGAGUGUCCCACCCUCAUGACUGGCAGCAGUCAUACUCGAGCACACGAUCACCGUCGCUGGGUGAAUCCUCGGACCCAGAAUUCUCAGCUCGCAUGGAGCCGUAUGUGAUGGACGCCCGGCUGCAGCAAAGCUCACGCUUGGUGCCGCCCCCUCUCCCCAUCGGUGCAUCUCAAAUUAGCUUCGGCAGCUCUGUCAGUCCGAAUAAAUCAGGGUCAGACCCUUCCUUUUCUCAGAUGUAUCCCGUGGGACCACAUCCACCCCCAGGGCAGCAAGUGGACGGGCUGGCGCCUAUCCCCCAGUCGUUAAUCACCCAGCCUACCACCGAUUUUCUCCCUAAUCACCGAGAAAUGUCCCAUUCAAUGUCCUGUGCUAGUGCUCCCGCUCAUUCGACUCCAGCUCAGCCCUACCAGUCAUCGACAUCCUCAUACCAGAAUCAUCCAGCCCAGCCUCCGCAGAGAGAUCCACCAUACCCCUAUCCGUGGAAUCCGCAAUCGUGA
Penicillium canariense is the source of this 984-nucleotide messenger RNA. RefSeq names its product bZIP transcription factor. The record is from RefSeq and is a predicted model, not a curated record. Gene Ontology annotation, molecular function: DNA-binding transcription factor activity. The transcript has a single exon. Lineage: Eukaryota; Fungi; Ascomycota; Eurotiomycetes; Eurotiales; Aspergillaceae. Gene Ontology annotation, biological process: regulation of DNA-templated transcription. Bases 1 to 984 code for a protein of 327 amino acids.